AUGGAGGAUAUUGCAAAUAUACGAGUGUAUUAUAACGGUGAGAUUAUACCGAAUACACACGAAGGAGUGAGUUUUGUUUGUGAAUGUCCAUUUUCAUUUGCUAUUCCAUACAGCACGAGUUUUAUAGAGUUGCAAAAUGGUCUUUGUGUGAACAUACAAAGUCACAUUUCGAAAAGGGUGAGCAACAUUUUGUAUAGGAAUCCUAUGCAAGUAUUUGGUGGACUGAUACAGUUUCAAAUAAUGUCCAUCACUGACGAUGCAAGCAUGCAGCAGAUGUUCUAUAUUUAUCGACAAAUCCGAUUUCACGUGCCGGUGAUAGAGCUGUACGUUGAGUUUGAACAGCAGUCGGGGAUGGGUACGGUCGGCGACGAGGUCAAUGUUGAUGAGCUCGGGGAUAUAGAUUGGGAAGAAGAAAAUAAUGACAGCGAAGAGGAAUUCGAAGCUAACUAUGAAGUCGAUGACGAAAAUGAUGACGGAGACUUGGCAGGCAAUUCGGCGGUGCAGAAUGAGGCGGAUGUCAUUGUAAGCCACCACCCGUUUGGUGUGCCGUCUUUUAUGCGGACUCUAGAUCUCGAAGCCAUGCAUGCCCCGGAAUUUCCUGAGUAUGCGAAUACGGGUGAAGGCAACGUUGCGGCGGAAGAUGGCGAGUUUAGUGUCGGAAUGGAAUUUGGUUCGAGAGAGUCGACAUUCUAUGCGAAAUGCAAGGGGUAUGGUGCAGGGUGCGACUGGCUUAUCCGAGCUAGCUUGAUUCGAAAAAAAACUUUUUGGGAGAUUAGGAGAUACAAUGGCAAGCACACGUGCACCGUGGGCACGAUUUCCCAAGAUCAUGCCAAGUUGGACUCAGACACAAUUGCAGAUGCCAUUAGGCCGUUGGUCGAAGCAGACCCCUCGAUAAAGGUGAAGUCUGUUAUUGCAGAAGUUCAAGGCAGGUUCAACUACACUGUGACUUACCGCAAGGCUUGGUUGGCAAAGCAGAAAGCUGUCGCAAAAGUUUUCGGUGAUUGGGAAGUUUCUUACCAGACUCUGCCAGUAUGGUUGAAAGCAAUGACAGUGAAGAUGCCAAGGUCUCGUGUUCAAAUUAAAACGUUACUCGUUUACCGUGAGAGUCAGGAGGUUCAAGGUGUAAGAGUUCUUCACCGCGUGUUUUGGAGCUUCUAUCCGUGUAUUGUAGCAUUCAGACACUGCAAGCCACUGGUGCAGGUUGAUGGCACGCACCUGUACGGAAAAUAUAAAGGUGCACUUCUGGUAGCGGUUGCACAAGAUGGGAAUCAGAACAUUGUGCCUAUUGCAUUUGCGAUUGUCGAAGGCGAGACGGCAGACGCAUGGGAGUUUUUUCUAACUAAUUUGCGGAGAUAUGUUGUUACCAUUGAUGGUGUGGGUAUUAUUUCUGACCGCCAUACCUCCAUCGACGCUGCAAUAGCUCGCAGUAACGGUGCAUGGUCACCACCAAAGGCGUGGCACAUGUACUGCAUCAGGUACAUCGGGUCCAACUUCUUAAGGAGGUUCAAGGCUCCAUAUUUGCAUAAACUCGUGGUGAACACAGGCUAUUCUAGGACAGAGCAGGAGUACAACAAAAACUACCAAAGACUUAAAGAGCGGGGUGAAGCAUAUACUCAAUGGUGCGAUGAGAUCGGUGUUGAGAGAUGGGUGUUGGCAUUCGAUGGUGGUCAUCGUUGGGGUCAUAUGACGACAAACUUGGUAGAAAGAGUACUGAAGCUCAUGAGCGUCUUCGCAACGGAUUCACGUAUUCAGAAUUCGCAACGAAGAGAGUUGAAGAAAGCUUCCGACGUCUUGAUUGGCAAGUGUACGACCGGUUCGAUAGGCGCAACGAGAAUACAAAUCUGA
Messenger RNA from Arachis ipaensis, 1845 nucleotides. The record is from RefSeq and is a predicted model, not a curated record. Lineage: Eukaryota; Viridiplantae; Streptophyta; Magnoliopsida; Fabales; Fabaceae.